AUGAAAGCCCUGGGAUGCCUUCGAUGCAUUCUACACCUCAUCACUUCAGCCGUGGACAAGGGUCGCGUUUCCAACGAAAUUCGCCGUGGCGAGGACCUUUUGCAGGCCUGCUACCGGGACCUCCAGCACCUCAUAGACCUUCGCAACCAACACCUCGAGUUCCUCGAGACCACGCCUCGGCAUAUUAUCGAGCGAAUCAACACCGUCAUUGACCUGGCGAACAAGGGACUCAUCGAGGGACGCCGCAUCAUCGAAAAGUGCCGCCCCAAAGCACAUCGUGGCAUGAAGAUGACGCUUCAUAGUCGGAUCGAAUGGUCCCUGCGCUCUUCAGUCGAUUUCCACCGUCAGGAGUCCGUAAUUAUUCGUGACAAUGCCGCCGUCUUGGCCGAAUUGAACUACUUGCGGCAGAUUACGGCGUGGACAUUGCCGGGUAACAUGGCGACUACAAGAAAGGACCCCGACAUGCCUUUGCGCAAUGGCCAAGGAGACACCAAGACGAGGUCCGCAAGCGCUCCUGCUACCGCAGCGGCACCGAUGCCGGCCUCAAGAUCAAUGCCGAAUCUGGUGGAAUACUGCGACUUGCCCGAACCCGUCUUUCCCGGUGCGCUUCCGGGGAUGAGAGUGGACAAGGAGACGUUUAAAGAGCUUGCGGUACAACCACCGUCUGCUCAUCUGCCAGCCAUACUUGGCGAAGAUCCUAGUGCCCAUCGCGUCGUCCUAGGCCCCAGUGACGAUAGGGGACUAUUGCUUCUAUUCCAGGGCUAG
This is a messenger RNA of Metarhizium robertsii ARSEF 23, 765 nucleotides long. RefSeq lists its product as uncharacterized. The record is from RefSeq and is a predicted model, not a curated record. Bases 1 to 765 code for a protein of 254 amino acids. The transcript has 2 exons. NCBI's taxonomy places the organism in Eukaryota, Fungi, Ascomycota, Sordariomycetes, Hypocreales, Clavicipitaceae.